CUUCUCAGAGAAGAGAAGAUAAUUUGAAGAGACCAGAGAUGCCUUGGCCGAGCAGAAAGAGAGACAAAGGAGCAGUAGCAGAUAAAAAAGAGCCUGAUGCUAAAAUUGCCAAAACUGAGGAGGAGACUUCAGAUAAGGAGGAAGAAGAAAAGUCUGCAAAACCUCCAGCUGGGGGUUCCAAGUCAGGAUGGAAGAAUUGGAAGAAGACAAAAGAAUCUGACUCCGGUGGGGAAGAAAGCAAGAUAACAUACUGUCACUGGCUGCUGAAAUCAGAACCAGAGAGCAGGCUGGAGAAGGGGGUGGAUGUGAAAUUCAGCAUUGAUGACUUGAAAGCUCAGCCCAAUCAGACAACCUGUUGGGAUGGAGUAAGAAACUACCAGGCAAGGAAUUUCCUGAGAUCCAUGAAGCUUGGGCAGCAGGCCUUCUUCUACCACAGUAACUGUAAGGAGCCUGGCAUUGUGGCCCUUGUCAAGGUUGUAAAGGAGGCAUACCCUGAUCACACACAGUUUGACCAGAAGGAUCCUCAUUAUGACUCCACCAGCAGAAAAGAGAACCCCAAAUGGUCCAUGGUGGACGUCCAGUUUGUGCGGAUGACGAAGCGUUUCAUCCCCCUGUCUGAGAUCAAGGCUCACCACCUGGCACACAAAGCAGAUGGAGGGCCCCUGAAGAACAUGAUGCUCUUCACAAGGCAACGUCUUUCCAUCCAACCACUGACACAAGAGGAAUUUGAUUUUGUCUUGAGCCUGGAAGAGGAAAAACCACAUUAAGGAACUGACAGCAGCACAGCUUCACCCAGCCCUCUGAUGCCUCCUCCUCAGCCAGCUCAGUUCUCAAGUUUACCUGCUCAGUGCCAGCCCCAUGAACACACCCGCACACGAGGCACAGCUACACGUCCCUUGUCCUGACACACUGUUACCUUUGCUUAUUUUUAAACAAAUAAAGCCUUUUGGAAUCUA
Messenger RNA from Acanthisitta chloris (rifleman), 956 nucleotides. RefSeq names its product thymocyte nuclear protein 1 (gene THYN1). Gene Ontology annotation, cellular component: nucleus. The transcript has 7 exons. The coding region runs from base 39 to 767 and encodes 242 amino acids. Lineage: Eukaryota; Metazoa; Chordata; Aves; Passeriformes; Acanthisittidae. The record is from RefSeq and is a predicted model, not a curated record.